AUGAUGUGGGGUGAGAGUGCUGAAAUAACCGCAGAGCUGUUGUUGCGACAGUUCAGUGUUCCGGGACCAUUGUUUCUGGAUCCUCGUUAUUCGCGUUUGCUGCAUCGAAGAACGUCCAGCGUGAGCGAACCACUUACCGAAGAAAAAUAUGAUGAAGAUGAUCAAGCGUGGCAGGUCAUAUCCGAUCGUGAAGAAAACCGGUUUAUUACGCAAGAAGGACACAAACUCGAGGUGCAACCCAGGCCCCCAAUGGCGGUAACGAACGCAGUAUCAUGGCGCUCUGAAGGAAUUAGAUACCGGAAAAAUGAGGUCUUCUUGGACGUUAUCGAAUCAGUUAAUCUGAUGGCAAAUGCGAAUGGGAAUGUUUUGCGCUCGGAAAUCGUUGGUUGCAUAAAGAUGCGUGUGUACCUCACCGGAAUGCCUGAACUUCGUCUUGGACUGAAUGACAAAGUUUUGUUCGAAAGUACUGGUCGUGGGAAAAGUAAGAGUGUGGAGCUGGAAGACGUGAAAUUUCAUCAAUGCGUCCGACUUUCGCGAUUUGAAAAUGAUCGGACGAUUUCAUUCAUCCCACCUGACGGCGAAUUCGAAUUGAUGUCUUACAGAUUGAACACCCACGUGAAACCCUUGAUUUGGAUCGAGUCAGUGAUCGAACGCCAUGCUCAUUCAAGAGUGGAAUACAUGAUCAAGGCCAAAUCACAAUUUAAGCGCCGCUCUACGGCGAACAACGUUGAAAUUGACAUCCCCGUACCAGCUGACGCUGAUUCACCAAAAUUCAAGACCAGCAUUGGGACAGUCAAAUACGGUGGAAAGGAGUACCUGAUGAGGGCUCAUUUUGGUCUUCCGAGCGUGGAGUCGGAGGAACAAGAAGGUAGACCGCCAAUAGCAGUCAAGUUUGAAAUUCCAUAUUUUACUACGUCUGGAAUCCAGGUACGCUAUUUGAAAAUUAUUGAGAAGAGUGGAUACCAGGCAUUGCCCUGGCGUCUGCUGGCGGAAAAUCCAUGCAAGCAUCCAAUCAUCGUCAUGAAAGGAGUGAAAAGAGAAGAGCUGAGGGCAUUGGUGGAAUUCAUGUACAAGGGUGAAUUGUGUGUGGGUCAAAGCGACCUUCACUCGUUGCUGAAAACGGCGGAAAGUUUGCAGAUCAGAGGACUGAGUGAAUAUUCUUUUUCCGGUGAAGAUCCUCCAGAGACCGAAAUGAAUAUGGAAGAUGUUGCGAAAGAAGGAAGUGUUCUGGACACAAUUCGGCAAGUACCUCUUCGAAGAACUUUGAAGAAACCUCAUAAAGAAGGGUAUUCCUCAUUACCGGGGCAACCUCAUGCAAAAAGACGUAACUCUGCAUCAUCAUCUUCGUCGUCACCGGUCAAUCAAUCGUCAACAGCAUCAAGUUUGAGCAACGGAGACCCUGUUGAUCCUGGGGCGGCGAGUGACAUCAAAUUGAAUGUUUCAUCCUCGACAGCUGUUGAAGUAUCGGGUGGUAAUGGUGGUGCUGUUUCACCUACUGCACAUUCGACCGACUCAGGCGACAACACUUUACCGGAUUCUAUAUCAAGCGCUGUAAAAGCAGAACGUACAACUUACGCCCAAGACUCUCCGCAAAAUCUUACGAUUGAGAAAGAUCGACAGCAAGAGCCCGGUAGUCCUUGUUCUCCGAUGACGGAAACCUCUCCAGUUUUUCCUCAGUCUGUCACUGAUGGGCCUAGUACGCAGUUGAACGGUCCUGUAGGCGUUCCGUCAACGUCAUCUCCACCGUUCAUGUUGCCGCAAGAUGCAGUUUGGCCGCCUCCGGAAGGCGUUUGUGGACCACCUCACACGUUAUUUUCGCCGACGAAUAGACUUUAUGCUGAUCAGUUGAGGCAACAAUUCACGCAGAAUGUUAGCUUCGACGUGAUGUACAGAUUUUUGCGCGACCGCAGUAAGGAUGGCGAAGGCUACCAUCAUUGCGUAUUUUGUGGAAAGCAGAUCAGGGACGCAUCCAACUUCAAGAAACACUUGCGAACUCACACGGGCGAAAAGCCUUAUCAAUGUCGAGUGUGUGGCCGAGCCUUUUCACGAUCGGAAAACCUCAAGAUGCACUUGCGUAACCGACAUCCAAACGCGGUUCUCGGCGUACAGGCAUCUACGAGUGCAGCUACGCCUUCAUCGCCGCCGUUGCGCGUGACACCACCGUUUCCUGCCAGGUCUCCUUCCAAUUUAUCACCGCCAUCUGCGUGAUGUGGGAAGAAGGCUUAUGUUUUUUAAACAGUUUUUUCAUGCUCCGAAGUUCGUAUCUCGUGCAAUGAAAUAAUGCGGCGUCCGUUUUUUACGUGCACAACAGUUCUGAUUUAACUUGAAAUUCUGACAAUUGCGGCCACGUUCAAAAGAAAAUGUGUAAAGAAAUCGAUCGAUUUAAUCGAAGAAGGCUAAAUAUGAAUCUCAAUAUCCUAUUUUCUCGAGAACAAGUCGAGUUGAACGGUUUUCUCAAAAUUAUGGACGUAACCUUUGCUAAGACUAAUAUUCAGGAGGUACCCGAAAAUCGUCCAAAACUUGUUCUGCAUAUGACGAACCGAUUUUCGGGGAAACUCGUAGAUUUUGCUUCAAUUUCGAAAGGGCGUCGCCGGUGAUGUCCGGAUGGGUUUUUCGCAUAAUAGGUCUUAAACAGCAACAAACGCGUUUUCUCUUCGUACUGCCAAUUGAAAAAAAAAAAAAUUCUGUUCACAAAUUAUCUCGAUUUUGGGGAGGGUAUUGUAAUGGGAACGUGUUUGUCGAUAAAGAACGGAUGCCCAUAUUAUUUUGCCUAGCGGGAUCUUGCGCUCACUCUGCCAUAUCUUCCUGUUUGCGUGCCUUGCAUGAAUCGCUGCCCGCCUGAAGGGCUCUUUGUUGCAGCUGCCUCUAAUUCUCAGGGAGAAUUUUUUCUGCUCAACGCUGCUUUGUGUCUUGACGUGUUUUGCGGGUGGCCCGAACGUGGCCAAUCGUUGAAUUUUGUACCUACCUCUGGACGAUUUUAAGAAGGGGAAAACUAGGGUGCCACUGGACAAUGGCAGGUGUUUUUUUGUAGCAACUACCUCUAGGCGAUCGGUUACAACGGAGUCUGAUUUGGCCAUGCAGGAGGAAGGAGCUGCACAGGAAAGCCUCAGAACUCCCGGCACCUUGAGUUCCGCGUGUACGUUGAAAAUGAAUUGAAAUCCGGUGUGUUGUGUUUAUGUAAUUUUAGAAAUCCCCUGAUUUUUGUUUUGUUUUUGUUCACUUUUUUUUCUGUGUUGAGAUGGGAUUUGAAAGGUAUCGAGCGGCUGAUUUGCGUUCUGGGACUUGAAAACGUGAUGUUCGGAUUGGUUGCCGGUGGUUCUAUGGAUUAAAAAGGUGUCUGAAGCAGUUCCCCACUGAGGGGAAAAAAGAGACCCGCGGGUAUAUGUUUCCGACGCGCUACUGUUGGAAUAAGGUAUAUGAUCUGUUCACGAAGUUACUCCGAGUCUGUUGUCCUACGUGGUUGUCGCUGAAGAUUGAUAAUUGAGUAUGGGUCGUUAUGGGUGAGUGACUCGCAGUCCUGAAAGACGGGUGGGAAAAAUACGGGUCGUGUUUCAGAUAUUAUUGUUUUGUUGCUGGUUGAGAACUCUGUGACGCAUGCUAAUGUUAUAUUCCCGUUUUGUGUUCUCAGUUCCUCAAAAGAAAAAUCAAGAAAGCUCGUAAUUUUUAGUGACCGGGUCGAGGAAUAUUUUGGAUUGGCAUGUUGCUGAAGAAAUAUCAACAACCUCUCGAACUUAUGUACGGGGAGAAAAAAACUUGUGUACGUAGUCGAAGUGUUUCAAAAAAUCAAGAUAUGAGGAGGAAUAUAAUUUAACGGAACUGUGUGCAGAACGCCUGUUGCAAUUUGUUUCUUGUUUGUGCGAGCAUAGCUGGAAGUGCCGAGGAGACGGCAGGUGAUAAAUCCGGCUGUGUUUUGCACUGCUAGCAAAUUCUUUGUUUCUGUCGGAUUUUUUUUUUUCUUUGCUGAGGGAAUAAUUUAAUUGCGCUAAAAUAUCCAACCGCUUGCAUAACGUGUUGAACGCUCUGAUUUUAGGGAACUGGGAGAUAACUACGUACAGUAUGUAUAAUCAUUCCAAUACACGUGAAACUCAGGCUUUGGUGUUGUGAAGAAGCAUGAUUGACAAUGAACUUCAGCAUGUAUAGGCACAGAUUUACCCCAACUCUCUCAGGUCAGGUCGAGAAAAUCCAGGGUUGUUGUCUCAGGAGAAAAGAAAAAAAUCGGAAUGCUUGGUUCGGUAUAUUUUAACUUUUUUUCCUUUUUUCUUCCUGUUGUGAGUGAUGGGUUUGAUAGGCGAAUUUAAAGGCAAUUUUGGGAAGAACGCUGUUACGAAUAACUGCUACUCUUCGAUAUUGGCCAGCGUUUCUGUAUUGUUCAGGGGGCUUUGAAGAAUAUACGUGUCCAGUUUCUGUUUUGGUUGAGCAGGGAAGACAAAUCUUUUUUAAGCGUGAUGGAGUCUGACAGUCAAAUGCCUGUGUCAGGAUUAUGCAGAAAUGGAAUACGGGUUGUAGGUGGGCAAGAUGUGUGUCUGUAUUCCUAAGCAAAGCUCCGUGGCAGACUUCCUCGCAGUUGCUUUGGAUCUUUAUUUUUUGUUUUUUUUUCUGCUUUUGUUUUUGGUGUUGUUCUGGUCAUUCGUCACUGCCCUUGUCAAUGCUGCCCUUGUUUGCCUGCUGUAGGCCCCUUUUAGAAAGAUAUUUUUGCGUUCCGGUGAUGUUAUUGGAAGAUCAAAAAAAUUUUUAAACUUUUUGUUUGUAUGUCGCCUUAAACGUGUUUUUGAGCAUCCUGCUUGGCAAAGGAUGCGGUUUUCCGAGCCAGAGUGGGGGUUUUUCAAACGUGAUUGUACGAUUUUCCCAAUGUAGUAGACGAAAAAAAGAAAAAGAAGAAAUGAUGCUGUGCUGCAGCUGUUGAAAAAAAGA
Messenger RNA from Notodromas monacha, 4911 nucleotides. The record is from the annotation of a GenBank genome assembly. NCBI's taxonomy places the organism in Eukaryota, Metazoa, Arthropoda, Ostracoda, Podocopida, Cyprididae.